CCUUUUUCUCCCUCCUUUUGCUUUCUCUCUUGCUGCUGCUUCCCUCCCCAUCUCCCUCCACCUUCCCUCCCUCCCUCGCCCCUCCCCUCCUUCCUCUUCCUCCUCAUCGCCAAACAACUAUCAUCCAGAUCCAGCUUUCUUCUGAAACAAGUUUCCGGCAGUGAACGGCUAUCCCCGUGUGUACGUUCCCUCUCUAGUUGAGUCGGUAGCACUAGCAUCGCAGGAGGAGGAGGGGAGGGGGGAGAGGAGGGGAAGACGUACGUUCACUGCGAUCGAGUUUCCGGCACCGGAGAUGACCCCGACCGGCAACAUCCCCGGCCAAUUUGGAGACACCACCUACACCAAGGUCUUCGUCGGUGGCCUAGCUUGGGAGACGCAGAAGGAGACCAUGAGGAAGUACUUCGAGCAAUUCGGAGAGAUCUUAGAGGCCGUGGUCAUCACUGACAAGAACACCGGGAGAUCCAAAGGCUACGGCUUCGUAACUUUCCGAGAGCCUGAAGCAGCCAUGAGAGCCUGCGUGGAUCCCACGCCUGUGAUCGAUGGAAGGAGGGCUAACUGUAACCUAGCUUCUCUUGGAGUUCAAAGGACCAGACCUUCCACUCCCCAACAUGGGGGGAGCAGGUUCAGGCUGCUGAACUCGUUUCAUACAGGUCUACAAGGUGGACUCGGCUCGCCUUACCCUUCUUCUGCAACCUUCCCUCAUUAUGCCAUCCAGCAAGGGAUUCCCUACAACCUGUAUGGGUAUUCUCCAUACUCGACCGACUACAGUUACCUGACGAGCUAUUACAAUGUGUAUGGAGGGGCAGGUGCCCAAUACCCAGUUUACGCGGGGGCAGCUGGGAUCGUGGCCGGGACAGCCUUCUAUCCGUACUUCCAACUGGGGCAGGGCACUGCUGGUAGCGGCUACGGAAAUGGGCAGGGGUACGGGCAGUUCCCCCACCUCCUCCACUACUCUGCCGGCACCUCCCCCACUCUGCCUGGUUACGCACAGCAACACUAUGGAGGGGCUCUCUCCGUCGCUGCCUCACCCUCUCCUGCAACAGGCAUAACCAUGGCUCUCCCAGCUGCAGCGGUUCCUGCCAUGGCUCCUCACCAUUACCGUCUCCAUUCUGUCAUCCCUGCCUUCACCCCUUCCACCGUGUCCGAACCGCCAUCUGCAUAGCAAUUGAGCUCAGUCACACAAAAGGCUCUCUCCCUCCUUCGUCUUCCCUUUUUUAAUGCAUAUGCCCAUGCAUACUAACUCAUGCACAAAGCCAAGGUCUAGUGUCUUUCCUUUCCAUGCAUGUGCACCCAGUGCAUCCUCUCACCGGUCUGGGUACAUAAGGCCUCCUACCCUUAUUGGGGGCACUUCAACCCUCCACCCCCACAAAAUUGGCCUGGAUGUGGGCUAAUUGGUUCGUCUUGGCAGUAAGCCUCCAAGGAUGGCUCAGUUGGGACUAGCUAUUUUUGGUCAUGCAUCAAGCAUUUUCCUUCACGCAUCGUCCUAAUUAACUCAAAAUCUGAUUAGCCUCCCGCAGGUUAAUACAAUCGAGCCGAACUUCCGGCGUCGAGUUCCGGCUCAUUGGUGUGCCUAAGAGUUAAGUACAGUACAAUUAGGGAACUAACCACCCCCUCUGCUCGAGGUCCCGAGCCCCUGAUUAAGAGCUAAAUUUAACUCUUAAAUUUAGCUGUCCUUCCUAGAAUCAAUGUUUGAUCACUAGGAAGAAACUUUGUAAACCUUUUGUGUAACCAAACCAGCUUGUCAUCCCUAAGAAACAGGGAAGAUGAGUACCCUGCUAAAUUCGUUUUGGUAAUUUGUUUGUAAAUUCGUGGCUAACUCCGGGAAGUUUAGCCCCGACUCAGACAGAUCUUGAUCAGAAAGUUGAUGUUUGUUUUUGGCACUCAACUUUGCUGUUUCUGUCUUCUCCCCACCUGCCCUCAACUUCAGUUAGAGGAUUAGAGGAGCUCCAAUAAGGCAUUGGAGCUUCCAACCCGUAGGUCAAUUAAUUCUUUCCUCUUCUUCUCCCCCUUUCUGUGUAGUAUCACCCACCCUCAAAUGAAAAGCCAUAGAUGGUGACCCUAGGGAGAGAUUUUUUUUGGGUCUCUGGGUUCAUUUUCUCUGACCACCAAAAUCCAAAAACCCCUGUUAGUCGUCCGCUUAGCUAGUAUUUGCAUAUCAUCUCUCACUGCAUUCCUUAGAAAUAAUACUCAUAUGUUUUCCUGAAAAGGCUUUAUCAUGUUCCCAAGAGGCCUCAUAUAUAGCCUCCUCUUUUGUACUGAGUAUAACUUGGACCAUGUUAAUUUCCUUCCGGACUUUCUGUUCCUGGACUGUAAUAAUUAAGUACUUAUCUAAGUUUAGGACAUUACUAUUAUUAUUUUUUAUUAUUACUAC
Messenger RNA from Nymphaea colorata (pocket water lily), 2371 nucleotides. RefSeq lists its product as uncharacterized. The transcript is spliced from 6 exons. The coding region runs from base 293 to 1162 and encodes 289 amino acids. Lineage: Eukaryota; Viridiplantae; Streptophyta; Magnoliopsida; Nymphaeales; Nymphaeaceae. Gene Ontology annotation, molecular function: RNA binding. The record is from RefSeq and is a predicted model, not a curated record.